This is a messenger RNA of Boleophthalmus pectinirostris (great blue-spotted mudskipper), 1679 nucleotides long. It is a transcript of the gene srpx, whose product is annotated as sushi-repeat containing protein X-linked. The record is from RefSeq and is a predicted model, not a curated record. The coding region runs from base 15 to 1361 and encodes 448 amino acids. The transcript is spliced from 10 exons. Lineage: Eukaryota; Metazoa; Chordata; Actinopteri; Gobiiformes; Gobiidae.
GCAGCUCCGUGGACAUGUGGCCCGUAAUCAUCCUAGCCCUCCACCUCUGCCUGUGUGCGGGGUAUGAAGGUUCGGGACAGUACCCUUAUGGAGAUGACGAAGAUUUCUAUUCACGCAGAUAUAAAGGGACGCCGUGGUGUGCCCCGAUCAAGGUGAAACAUGGCGAUGUGCGCUGCCGGACCCCUCGAGGAGAACAUUACAAGAAUGUGAUGGGCACUCGCUGUAAGAUCCACUGUAAGAGAGGAUACGAGGUGAUGAGCCCAGAGGUGGUCUGCAUGGCCGACAAACACUGGUCUGCAAACUACGCCUGCAGUGAGGUCCGAUGUCCAAAGCUGGAGAUGCCUGCCAAUGGUGGCUACAAAUGUUCAGGAGGCUCUUACUUCAACUCUCGCUGUGAGUUUUUCUGUGCCCCUGGAUUCACCCUGAAGGGACAGAAGAUAACGACCUGUCAGCACACCAAGAUGUGGAGCUCUGGGGCGCCUACAUGUGUGGAUAUUGAUGCUCCAAAAAUCAAAUGCCCCACCAUAAAGGACAAGUGGGCAGAACCUGGAAAGCUGACGGCGCGGGUGUCCUGGGACACACCGGAGGGCAUGGACACUGCAGAUGGCGUCUUGACAGAUGUGGAGUUAAAGGGAAGGCCUCCAAAGUCAGACUUCCCAGAAGGACUCCACAAAAUGUCCUACACUGUGUUUGAUCGAGCAGGGAACAAAGGCACCUGUCGCUUCACUGUCAGAGUGAGAGUUCGCCGGUGCAGUCCACUGUUUCCUCCAGACAACGGAUACAUGAAAUGUGACAGUGACAAGGACAACUAUGGAGCCAGCUGUGAAUUCAAAUGUAUGGGGGGGUUUGAUCUUCAUGGCAGCGUGGCCCGGGUCUGUCAGUAUGGGCUGACCUGGUCUGGCUCUGAUACCACCUGCACACCCAUGAACAUAAAUGUGGGCGUGCGCUCGGCGGCAGCUCUCCUGGACCAGUUUUAUGAAAAGAGGCGUCUGCUCAUUGUCUCAGCCCCGACAGCGGCCAAUCAUAACUAUCGCUUCCAGAUGACUAACCUACAGCCUGCACAGUGUGGUCUGGACCUGAGGCAUGUGACUGUGAUUGAAAUCGUGGGCACUUAUCCUGCUCAGAUCGGCCGAAUCCGACACAGAUUGCUGACUCCAGGACUGGCCCUCCAGCUCAGGCUCCUGCUGCGUAUACCCCAGCGCUCGUUCCAAAUGGUCCUCAUAGAUAAACAGGGCAUGGAUAAGCAGCGGUACCCUUUCCCCAUCACGGCGGCGGAGCUGUUCACCACCAUUGACACCUUCCCACUGCGCAAAGAUGAGAUAGUGCUUCAACAGGAGGCGGGACAAAGCUGCCAGUCGUAAUAGCGCCCCCUGUGUGUCAGAGCACUUUUUUAGGACUCACGAUUGCUGUCACCCGAAGCAGCGUCAUCCUCUCCCUCCUCGUCAUUUCACACACUCCUACCUGACCUGCUCUCGCCGUUCAGUGAUUUCAAAGGUUGCCAUGUCCGUCACGGAGCAGGUCACCAAAUGGACUGAGUCAUACAAUGCUACACGAUCAUAUUGAUUACUGUGUUUUCUUGUCAAAGCAGAGCUAUGUUUUAAGUGUUUUGUACAAAAUUAUUUUACUGUAUAGACAAAAAACAUUUCACUUUUUAUAUUUAUGUCUCACGUCUGUUAAAA